AGUGAGGGCUCGGGGCCGCUUGGGACCGAAUCCAAAGGUUCCGCCGGCCCGGCAAGUCAGGACAUGUCCAAGAAGGUUGUCACCAAGAAGGCGCAACCAGCUACCGUGGAGAACGGCAAUCCGCCACCGCCUGCAGCAACCGAUGUCCGAGUUGCCCAGCAGCUGCGCGUGCUGGAAACCGUAGCUGGAAAAGGUGAGGAAGAAGACAAGACGUACUCCCCGCGCACAGAAAUCUUCAUCCGGCAGCUGACCGAUGUGCUCGACUUUUUCGAGUACUCGCGGAGUGACAUUGCCUCUUUAGUGCGGCGAUGCCACCACGAUGAGAACCAAAUUCAGAUAGCUGUGGCGAAUAUCGUCGAGGAUCGUGCGAACCAUGAAAAAGAAGACUGGGGUACGGUAAAGAACAAGAAGCAAGCUAAGGAAGAACGCAAGAUCAAGGAGGAGGAAGCAAAGAAGGAGCAGGAGCGUGUUCAGAAGGAGGAAGAAAAGCAGCGCAAAGAAGCUGAAAGGAAAGCAGCAAAAGAGGCCCGCGAAGCCGAACGUGCCAACAAGCGCGGGGGCAAGGGCGGCAAGAACGGGGCUGAGAUGCAUGGAGCUUCGGCACUUCCUCCGGACCCUGCCAUCCUCUUCGCCGGUACAAAGCCGACGGAGCCCGAAAGCUCCGAGAGCUGGCAGUGGUGGGAAAGCUCUGGCGACAAAUGGGCUGGCAAGAGCUGGGAUUGGCAAGAGUCCUGGCACGGCGAUGAUUGGGGUAGCAAGGCCGAUGCUGGCUGGUGGGGCCAGGGCCAGGGCCAAGCCGAAGGGGCCCAGUGGGAGAAGGCUGGUAGUCGCAAGAAGGGCUACAAGGAGAGAAAGGAUGCUCCUCCUUUGCAGGAGGAGGAAGAGGCAGACGGUGACAUUUGGGACAUGCCAGACACGUCCAUGCAGCCAGAUAGUCAGGGCGGCCUGGACCAGUGGACGCUGGGCCACCUCCCGGGCCACGAGCGGGAGAGUGACAUGCCCAAGGCGAUGCCCAAUGCCCUCACUGUGGAGGCUUUGGAGCGAGAUCACCUUGCGGUCCCAGCACCGGCUCCUACUAUGGCUCCCCAGAUAGCCGCGCCAACCAUGCCGCCGGCGGCAAAGCCUCUGGACCUCCCACCAGCCCCGCAGCAGGAUCUUUCGGCCUUGACCCAGCCUGUUGCAGCCUCUUCCAGCUCGGCGCCUGCCGAAAGGGCAGAGCGAGGUGGAGAGAAAGGCAAAGGCAAGGGAAAGAAAGGCAAAGGAGAUCGGGAAAAAGGCGAGACGGAGAAGGAGCGGCUAGAACGAAUAGAUCGCUCCGAUGACCCACGCCGGCAAGCGGUCGAGCAGGUGGGGGAAGUGGUCACCGUCCGAAAGCACAGCUCCAUGGGCUGCGCGGUGGUGUCCAUGGUAGAUCUCCGGGUGAGACAGGCUAUUGUGGAGGAAGGGAACGAGUGCAUGAUCAAUGGCAUUCGGGUUCAGAUCAAGCCGCACACCAACAAGGAGACCAAGGAGGAGGUAUUGACAGACCUAUUCGUGGCUUGGGGCAGACAGGUGGAAAAGGUGAAUCCGCUGUCAGAGCAGACUAUUGCAAAGUACUUUGACACCAAGCACAAAGAGAUGACCGGACGCUGGAAGGCAGCAGAGGAGGAGAAGCGCGAGGCAGAGGAGAGAGAGCAGCAGCGCCUCCAGGAACAUGCGCGGCAAGAGGCUGUUUUCCGAGAGCGAACAGAACAGCGCAGACGAUACGAGCAAGAGGAAGAGCAGAAACGGCGGCAAGAGGCAGAGCAGCAGAAGUGGAUCAGAGAGCAGUGGAUGCAGCAAGGCGGUGUGGCGCAGAAUCGAAUGGGAGCAGCCGCUGCCACCGCCACCGACCCGUACGCGCAGCUGCAACAACAGCAACAACAGCAGCAGCAACAGCAGCCACAGCAGCAAGCUGCAGCCAUGCAAUGGACCAAUCCCCAACAAUGGAUGCAGGCAAUGGCCUACCAAGCGCAGGGUUGGCAGAUGGCACAGCGAGGCAUGAUGGGAAUGCAGCCGGGCCAGGAAUACGACCUCCGAGCUUACUAUGCGCAGUACAUGGAUCCGCAGCGUGGACAAAACGCAGCUUAUGCGCAGGCCCAAGCCCAAGCCCCACAAGCCGGGUACCAAAAUCAGCAGGCCUUCAACUACAAUGCAUACGCGCGCGGCGAGCGCAUUUGAUCUGAGCCUCUUGGUUGAGGCCUUUAGCUAGAUACCUUCUGUUGAGAAGCUCUAGUUAGGCUGGAGCUCCAAUAGUCGGCGUGAUAUUCGGGCAAACGACAUUGCACUGGUAUCACUUGAAGUUGCCGCACGCUUCUAGCU
This is a messenger RNA of Effrenium voratum, 2340 nucleotides long. The record is from the annotation of a GenBank genome assembly. NCBI's taxonomy places the organism in Eukaryota, Dinophyceae, Suessiales, Symbiodiniaceae.